Molecule: messenger RNA, 1113 nt
Organism: Anthostomella pinea
Lineage: Eukaryota; Fungi; Ascomycota; Sordariomycetes; Xylariales; Xylariaceae
Source: the annotation of a GenBank genome assembly
AUGCCUUAUCACCCUCUGCGCCAGAGUUCAAACGAUCAGCGAGAAGACGACAUGUCUGAAGCACUUCCUCCGCUCCGCAAGAAGUUAUCAUCGCAUACCAAGCGUGCUCUUUAUAUCACUCUCGUCUUUGCCCUCUUCUUGAGUAAUGCCGUCUUUGUGUGGCGCGAAGUCCAUCAUUUGCCCGGCCCUAGGGAGGAGCUGCCCUACUGGGGUUCUGAUCGGACUAUCUUGAAGCCUUUCCACUGGACUACAGCUUACUCGAACGAAAACAAGACCGAGACAAGCCCUCUUUGGGAAAGUCUUUUCCCAGUCGGGGAUGGGCUCGUGACGCUCGACGAUGGCUGGGCCGCUGCUCAGAAACUCCCAGCUAGCAUCAAGCGCUACAGAUCCUCCGCAGAAAGCAUCUACUUCGUGGCCGCAUAUCACCAACUGCACUGCCUUGUCUACCCCAAGCUACCCGUAGUAUCCACGCUCACGCUAAACUCCACCAAUACCGAUAUCAGCAACGCGACCUUCUGGGCCGGCGUGCAGACCUACCUCGCAGGGCUCGACGACUACACGGCCGCCGGGACGUCCUCCUAUUUCGUCCUGACCGCAGCCCAAGGAGGCGGGCUCUCGUUCCGGCUAAGCCCUUGGUUCGCGCCGAACAUGACGCGAGCGCAGCUCGAGGGGCUCACUGCGCCCUUAAUCAGGGAACUGGAUGGUCUAGAAGUAAGUUAUCAAUUAGAAUAUAACGAGUUCACGAACUUCCUCGAUGCCUGGCGCGCCAGCUUCCCGCUCGAGACGGGCUACAGCUACACCGACGACUGGCGUCUAGGCAGCCACGAGGAGCGCCAGCGGAUCAGCGACGACUUCACAAACGUGCACCUGAAGAAAUGGCGGGACGCAGCGCCGGACUCGGGCGCGUACCUCAGCGAGGCGGACUACAUGGAGCCCGGGUUCCAGCAGAGCUUCUGGGGGAGCAGGUAUGAGCGCUUGUCUGCGCUGAAGCGGGAGCUGGAUCCGACGGGGCUGAUGUAUGCGCAUCUGGCGGUGGGCUCGGAGGACUGGGAGGCGGAGGGGACGGUGCUGGGGAUGCCGAGUCAGAGUGGUCGGUUGUGUCGACGAGAGUGA